AUGAGGAGAAUUGCAAAAGAACCUACUUUAGAAGAUCAAUUGAAAUCAAUGGGGGUACAAAUGUGGCACCCAGAUUUCAAGCCUGAAGAAGACUCACCAAUGGCUCCUAUUUGGGUACUUCUGCCUAAACUUCCUUUUCACUGUCACACAUGGCACUAUGUAAAACAAAUUCUAUCUCCAAUAGGAAUCCCUCUUAUUAUGGAUAAUGCUACAACCAAUAGGACUCGACCAAGUAUGGCUAAGGUCCGAGUAGAAGUUGAUUUGACUAAGCCUCGCAUAGAUAAAAUAUGGGUAGGUUUAGAGGAUGAAUCCCAUCCUCUCAAAGGUUUUUAUCAAAAAGUUGAAUAUGAAAGUGUUCCUAAGUUUUGUACUCAUUGCAAAAAACUAGGACAUUCUUUAGUUCAAUGCAGAUUUGCAAAGAAGAAAAAUGAUGAUAAUAAGAAUGAAAUGAUCCAGGAAGGUGUUGAUCAAGCUGUGACUAGUGAGAAUAAUGACAGUGAGGAGAAAGAAAAAGUGGAAAAGAAAAAUGACACUAAACAGGUUGAGGAAAAAGCUGAAAAGAAGCAGUUGAAAAAUGGAGAAAAGGAGAAACAGAAUCAGGUCAAUAAUGAUAAUAUUGAUCAUGAUACCAAUCAACUCCUUAAUAAAGACACUGUCUCUGCUGAUGAAGUUGAAAAUCAGGAAAGAGAUGUCAAUCAGGAAAGGAACUCUCUAGGGGAGGAUGACAACAUAUCAGAGGAACAUCAAGAAAUACCUAGAGAACAUCAGAUUCACAAAACUGUGGUAGUGAUCACCACCAAUGACAAGGAGGAGAGCAGUAACAAAGAUUUAACUGAUGACACUGGGCAGUUUGAAGAAGAGGAAGAACAGGGGCAAAGCAAUGAGAACACCAUAUCUGAGGAUCUUGUUCCAGGAGAAAGCCAAAUGAAAAUGAUGCAGAAGAAACAAAUGAACUCUGGUACGUAA
This is a messenger RNA of Lycium ferocissimum, 966 nucleotides long. RefSeq lists its product as uncharacterized. Bases 1 to 966 code for a protein of 321 amino acids. Lineage: Eukaryota; Viridiplantae; Streptophyta; Magnoliopsida; Solanales; Solanaceae. The record is from RefSeq and is a predicted model, not a curated record. The transcript has 3 exons.